ACCCAUCGAGAUACUAUCAAGGGUCCCCAUCAAAAUGGCAGCGGAUCAGGAGAGCGGCAGAGAAAUCAAUGUUCAGGUGUGGUCGAGACUUCUGCUUGGAGACCAGCAUCCAUGGAUUCAACCAUAUUGCUGUACCUAAUCGCCAUUGGACAGAGAGACUCCUCUGGCUGGUCAUCACCUCGGCAGCCAUCUGGGGCGCCGUGAGCGUGUCCCUUGGACAGCUGCAGCGCUACAACGAGAAUCCUACAGUCAUCACCCUGGAGAAGGACUUCAGGACUUGGCGGUACAGCCUGCCUGGAGUCACUACGUGCGAUAGGAACAGAGUGAACCCCUCCAAACUACCUUCAGCCAUAGCAGAGCGUUGGCACGUAGACCCGUCAGAUCCGAAGUACCCUUACUAUGCAAAGUUCGUCUCUAAUGUCGCCAACUCGGACCUGUUCCACCUGGAGGGCUACGAGGAGUUCAAGGACGAUGAGACCUUGAAUGUGGACCUGUACCAGCUGGUGAUUGAUGUUCAACCGGACCCCCAAGUGAAGACGACCUGGUCCCAGAGCAGCCCUACAAAAUGGAUCCCGGUCAUUACAGAAGCUGGUGCCUGCUACGCCACCAACUCCAUCGCAGUCAAUGACGUGGCCACUAUCAAACUCAAUGCAAAUGAUACGAAGAAUUUCCCGAUCACCUGCAAGUACUCCUCUUUCAGCUGCUUCGUCAUCAUGGAGUUGGAUAAGGAAGCUGAUUUCUACGUGCACUCUCCGUACGACGUGUCGGACAUCACCCAGAUGAAGGCUACCAUGUUCGCGUCCCUAAACCGGCAGAGUGAACUUAGCGUCAUGGAGACGCACUGUGGACAGGGGGUCCGCCCGUUGAAGCCGGCCCGGCGUGGCUGCCGGUUCACCGACGAGCCUCCUCACCAACGAGACAAGGUGUACAGUACCAACACCUGCCGCCUGGCCUGCAGGAGCCGUCUGGCUAUCAAGCUGUGUGGCUGCAAGCCUUUUUACUACAUUCAUCAAGAAGGCCCGAUCUGCACCCCCGCCGGUAUGCACUGCCUGUCGUCCCACGCCCAGCAGCUGAAGGUGAACGGCGGUCAGAAAUGCAGCUGCAGCCCGCAGUGCCUCGACGCCACCUUCCGGGAGAUCGCCAGCAACGAGGAGAUAUGGGGUAAAGGCCCGUUCUCGACCCGGGGCACUGUCCGCUUCACCAUCCAGCCACCGCGCACCCGGUACACCAGGGAGAUCGUCUUCUACUUCCAGGAUCUUGUGGUGUCAUUCGGAGGAGCAGCAGGCCUGUUCUUGGGGGCCAGUUUCAUCAGCUUCGUGGAGAUGUUCUACUUUGUGAUGGAGAGGGUCUUCGGGCUGUUCGGAAGGAGACCACGGAAGCAUGAGCAUGUUAAGAGUGUGGAAACCUUUGUUCCAUAUGAAGCAAAACAAAUCAUGGAGUUGACCACCAUCUUGGAGAACGAGAGAAAAUAUGAACAGCUGUUAGAUGCCCAGAAAAUAUAUGGAAAAAGCUACAAAUUAUUGAAAAUGCCUGAAAAAUAGGCGUAGGUUAACCAAUACUUUGUGCGCCAUUUUUAGAAGUGUUUUUUUUUUUGCAUUUUAAAAUAUGAAUUAUAAAAUAAAUAUUUUAAGUCUGGGUUGUCUGGAAGAGAUCGCUUCCUAGCGAUAAGACCGCCUGUUUUGUGCAUUUUGUGUGUAUGUAAUAAAGAGUAUUCUAUCUAUAAAUAAUACCAGUCAUAUUUGUUUGUAUGUUUACUGAUUGAUAAUUUUACAAAUAAUUUAUCACACAUUUCGUCUGUCC
Molecule: messenger RNA, 1800 nt
Organism: Ostrinia furnacalis (Asian corn borer)
Lineage: Eukaryota; Metazoa; Arthropoda; Insecta; Lepidoptera; Crambidae
Product: pickpocket protein 19
Exons: 13
Coding region: 69-1541 (490 amino acids)
Biological process (GO): sodium ion transmembrane transport
Cellular component (GO): plasma membrane
Molecular function (GO): ligand-gated sodium channel activity
Source: RefSeq, a predicted model, not a curated record